UCCUUUCUACGGAAUCUUAUUCGACGUGCGAACAAGGCCUAUUGUUGUUGUCGUCUGUGCUUGGUCGUGGUCACGUUCACGUUCCUCUAUUUUGACGAGGCGACGAUUUUAUUAUAUUCGUGUGUGUCAGUACUGUCAGUCAAUAAUAGAACUAUUGAAAACCAUUAUUAUCAGCAUGGGAAAGAAAUCCAAAACUCCCAAAACUAGUGCCAGCGUUGCUGCCAGUAAAACACCACAACAGCUUUCAAAGAAAGUGGUUCCACUGAAGUCGAAAAGAAAAAGAAAGUUUAAACCUGUGCAAGCUGUUAAAGGAAUUCCUGAGGAUAGUCUGAAGAAACUUGUUGCCAAUGUGAAGCGAUCGAAAGAUGAAGUGUCUAGCAACUGGCAGGCUUUUCUUGCUUCUGGACAGUUACCAGAGGCAUCAAAGUCAGAUAAGAAGAAGUCUAGUUCAGUUACACAAGCAAGCAUUAAACAAUCUUCAAACAUUCAAAGCUUCAAAAAGAUCAACAAAGAAGCAAUAACAGAAAUUCAAGAAGCUCCUACAAUCGACUUUAUGUCAGAUGACACCUAUAUUUCAGAAUUAGACCCCAAAACAGAAGCUCAGAAGCGUGAAUUAACCAGAUGUAUAGCUAUGGAUUGUGAAAUGGUGGGUGUGUUUGAUGGAAAGGAAAGUGUACUUGCGAGAGUCUCACUGGUAAAUCAGCAUGGAGAGUGCGUUUAUGAUCGUUUUGUAAAACCGAAAGAAAAAGUUGCUGACUAUCGUACCAAAGUGAGUGGUGUUCGUCCAAGUGACCUGAAACGAGGUGAAGAGUUUGAAGUAGUUCAGAAAGAAGUUGCAGCUAUCUUGGAAGGUCGAAUUCUUGUUGGACAUGCUCUUAGGAAUGACAUGAAAGUCUUAUUAAUAAAUCAUCCUCCUAAAAUGGUUAGAGAUACAUCUAGAUUUAGACCUUUUAGAAAUGUUACUAAUGGUCGUACACCAUCAUUGAAAAAAUUGGCUGAAGAAAUUCUUGGUGUAACUAUUCAGACCGGUGAACACAGUUCUGUAGAAGAUGCUAAAGCUACAAUGCAGCUGUAUAAUUUGUAUCAAAAAGAGUGGGAAGAGCAUCGACUGCAAAAGAAAGUUUUUAGGAGGAAGAAUGCCAUUGCUGCAGCUGUAGGACAAUCAAAAAUUCAGACAAAAAAUAAGAAGACAGUUAAAACAAACCAGACUCUCAGUGAUGAAUUUGUUGCAUUUUAAUUUGUGCACUAAACCAUGUUUGUAAUAAACACCAUUUGACAAUUAGCUGGAAUAAAAAUUACAAGAUGCAGUGCUGUUAAA
Frankliniella occidentalis (western flower thrips) is the source of this 1318-nucleotide messenger RNA. RefSeq lists its product as uncharacterized. Gene Ontology annotation, cellular component: nucleus. Gene Ontology annotation, biological process: rRNA processing. NCBI's taxonomy places the organism in Eukaryota, Metazoa, Arthropoda, Insecta, Thysanoptera, Thripidae. The record is from RefSeq and is a predicted model, not a curated record. The transcript is spliced from 3 exons. Gene Ontology annotation, molecular function: nucleic acid binding; 3'-5' exonuclease activity. Bases 176 to 1237 code for a protein of 353 amino acids.